Ilyonectria robusta is the source of this 1470-nucleotide messenger RNA. Its product is annotated as major facilitator superfamily transporter. The record is from RefSeq and is a predicted model, not a curated record. The transcript is spliced from 8 exons. Lineage: Eukaryota; Fungi; Ascomycota; Sordariomycetes; Hypocreales; Nectriaceae. Gene Ontology annotation, molecular function: transmembrane transporter activity. Gene Ontology annotation, biological process: transmembrane transport. Bases 1 to 1470 code for a protein of 489 amino acids.
AUGGCAACUUCACAACCAAAAGACGACAGCAAAACUGCUGACAGGGCUGAGCUCGCCACUGUAACCAGCUAUACCGACAAUGGAGGCCAAGGCAGUGAGAUCGACGAAGCGUAUCUGCGCGCUUCGUCCCUCACCAAAUUCUACAGGAGCGUCCUGUUUCAAAUGAUCCUGUUUGGAGCCCUCUCAUUCGUUGGCCCAGCUAUGGCCGAUGCCAUCUCCAACCUAGGAGGUGGCGGUCUCUCCAGCCCUUACUUGGCCAACUUGGCCAACUCGCUCAAUUACGCGUCUGGGUGUAUGGUCACGCUCAUUGGAGGGCCCUUGAUUAACAAAUUUGGUAUCAAGUGGUCGUGCAUGAUUGCUGCUGUGGCCAUGCCUCUGUCAGGCUCGGCUUACUACGUGAACGCGAAAUACGGUGUUGACUGGUACCUGCUCUUCUCAAAUGCAAGAUUUACCUCGGGCUUCCUCUACGUCGCAGAGACGACCGCAAUGCUGUCGUACCCGUAUCAGAACGAUAGAGGUUUCUAUUUAGGCAUUUGGUCUGCGAUGCGAAACUCGGGCAGCGUUAUUGGUGGCGCCAUCAACUUUUCCACGAACAACACCCAGUCCUCUGCAGGAGGAAUUGCAUGGUCUACAUACCUCAUCUUUGUUGGUUUUGCUUGCACGGGUGUAAUUUGGGCUUUCCUACUGUCGCCCACCAGGCGUGUUCGACGUCGCGAUGGCUCCAAAAUCCCCAUCGCUGGAAGAAUCACCUGGAAGCAAGAGUUCAAAGCCCUUUGGAGGCAUAUGCAGUACAGAAAGACUUGGCUCGUUUUUAUCCCUGCCUUCUACUCAUUCUUUUAUGGUGGAACUAUGGGCACAUAUCUUUCGCUACACUUUUCAGUGCGCGCACGUAGCUUGUCGUCCCUCAUUGUUCCGACAAUCACCAUUCCAGCAGUCAUUGCCUAUGGGAAACUGUUGGAUACAAAGCGCUGGGCGCAGUCCAAGCGAGCAUGGCUUGCUUUCUCUCUCUGGGUCAUUCCCCAAUCGGCCUGCUUCAUCUGGAUUGGCAUCGAAUAUUCCAAGUUUGGAAAGGGCACAGCCGCACUGGACUACGAACUUGCAAGCAAGAGAUGGGCCGAGGCCUACCUGCCGUACUUGAUCAUAUUUGUUACCGGGUAUUGGACUCAACUGUCUCUAUACUGGAUUCUAGGCACCUUUUCUACCGAUGUCGGAUCAUCUUCUCGCACGGGCGGCCUGUUCCGCGCCUUCGAAACGGCUGGUCAAGCUGUCUCGUACGCCAUCAACUCCAACUCUACCUCUGAUCCCCGAAUUCCGUUCUACGUCAACUGCUCGGUGCUGGCUCUCGCAAUCCCCUGCAUGGUAUUCCUCAUCCGAUUGGUGCCGGAGGCCCCUGCUAGCACGGAUAUUGAUGUAGGCGAGGAUGGAGUGAUACAAGGUGUACCAACCUCGAAACAGAUCCAGGCCAAUUAG